ACACUGCAUGUUAUGAUUUCUUCGGGGACACUGAUAUUGCGUUCUGUCGACGAAAGACAUGACGAAAGCAGACAGUAGCGCUGUACGCCGCGACGUCAGUGUCGUGUACGUUGUUCUUCGCGCAUUGACCAGAGCGGUACAUUUAAAUAACUGUGUUACGACACCCGAAUCAUCUCAUCAUCUUGGCGUCUUGAUGUGUGACCAGUGUACCUCCUAGAGUGCUCACCAUGAAAUACUCGAGAGUGCAUGUCACUUUUCUCUUCCUGGUCAUGUCAGGUGCUGCAGCAGGCGUUCAGGGGAAAAGGCUCGUCUAUCCGCAUUUGUUGGAAGAACGUGAGGUUGACGGCGCGAAGCUUGUUCGUGUACACGAAGACCUGAUCCUCAACUUGCGAAAGGUGUCAGUCGCAGCGUCGACGCUUGCAGUUCAUGAACACGAAAACGGGAAACCCACUGUUCGUUUCUACAGAGGAGAUGAUAUCGACGGAAACCUAUACGAGGAUGAAAGACAGCUGGCCACGGUAAUGGUUACACAGACCAACAACGGCCUUGAGCUGGAAGGUAUCGUGGGACCCCGACACAAGAUUUCGCCAGCGCCGGCGAUGGAAAGGUCUGACGACGGCAGUGUUGCUCACAUGAUCUCCGAAAUCAAAGAUGAGCAAAGUGACAUGUUCGAUACUCUCAUUCCUGACAGCAAAGACAAAGCCACGCAACUCACAGAGAGGCAGUACAACUAUUACCAAACGGUCCCAACUGAAGUCACCGUAGAGGUGUUUGUGAUCUCUGAUAAGAUACAUCAGCAGCGCUUCGCUAAGACGCAACACCUGCUUGGGUACAUGUGCGUUAUGAUUAACAGCGCCAACUUACGAUUCAAGGACACGAGUGCUCCGAGGAUAAAACUGCUCCUGACUGGACUCGAGCGAGUUCUGAGCGCACGGGAUGAGCCGUACUUUAAAGGAAACGACAAGUACAUGGACGACACAGCGACGAUCGUGAAACUGCUAGACUACGUCAAAGUGAAAAGGCGACAAUACGGUGAUCCUGACGUUGUCUACCUAGCCACAGGACGUGACAUGUAUGGUAUGGAUAGUGGCGUGCCGGAUACCAGGCGCAAAGGACUGGCCUUUGUAGGUGGCGUGUGUACCGAUUCGCUUGUGGGCAUCGGCGAAGACAAUCCUGGCUCCUACGACGGAAUGCACGCUCUGACACAUGAAGUUGCACACUUGUUGGGAGCUGCGCACGAUGGAGACCCGCCCCAGGUUAACGUCGUGCCGGGUCACCCAGGAGCCCUGAGGUGCCCGUUCAGUCAGGGUUACAUCAUGAGUUACCUCAACACGGGACCAAACUACCACCGUUUUUCCCCGUGCAGCGUCACUCAGAUGCGAUACGUCAUGAGAUUGAGAGGACCGACCUGCUGGCGGCUUAAAUCUCAGGGGCACAAAUUGGAUGGCUACUAUCCCGGAAUGCUGGUUAAACCACAGGAUAUAUGCAAAUAUAAACUUGCUGGUCAAGCAAGCGUGACCGCAGACACGUCGCCUGCUAUCGUUGCGCGCUGUAAAGUGCGAUGUGUGUACUCGAAAGCUCAGUACGGCCUCUUCGGCAGAGUCUAUGCGACGCGUGAGCAGUUGGAGUUCGAAGCACCAGACUACGCAAGCUGUGGGAACGGAUCGGUUUGCAUCCGAGGAAUCUGUGGUAAGAAAUAAAAAUAAAUGAUGUGAAUUAAAAAAAAAUCUCCUGCACGUACGGAGAUUACUGGAAGCCACAGAAACACAUACAAAUGAUCCUACGAGCACCUUAUGAACAAUACUAUAUCUUGUACAAGAAAUAAAUUGUAUAACAUAAA
Messenger RNA from Dermacentor silvarum, 1840 nucleotides. RefSeq names its product venom metalloproteinase antarease-like TtrivMP_A. NCBI's taxonomy places the organism in Eukaryota, Metazoa, Arthropoda, Arachnida, Ixodida, Ixodidae. The transcript has 13 exons. Gene Ontology annotation, biological process: proteolysis. The coding region runs from base 228 to 1700 and encodes 490 amino acids. Gene Ontology annotation, molecular function: metalloendopeptidase activity. The record is from RefSeq and is a predicted model, not a curated record.